Molecule: messenger RNA, 195 nt
Organism: Penicillium expansum
Lineage: Eukaryota; Fungi; Ascomycota; Eurotiomycetes; Eurotiales; Aspergillaceae
Exons: 1
Coding region: 1-195 (64 amino acids)
Source: RefSeq, a predicted model, not a curated record
AUGCUGAUCGGCACUGUCAUCAAUCAAUUGUACCGCACCCAAAAGAUCUUAAUGAUGGGUGGCGGUGCCUGCGGUUGUAACCAGGGGAUUGGCUCUGGCUCCGAGGCUUCUGUCAUUUGCCGUGAUGGCAGAGCCUGGUACGUAUAUCACUGCCAAGAGAAUGAUGUGUUUUCCCUUGCUGCCCACCGCUGGUGA